This is a messenger RNA of Macroventuria anomochaeta, 813 nucleotides long. RefSeq lists its product as uncharacterized. Gene Ontology annotation, molecular function: arylformamidase activity. The coding region runs from base 1 to 813 and encodes 270 amino acids. The transcript has 2 exons. Lineage: Eukaryota; Fungi; Ascomycota; Dothideomycetes; Pleosporales; Didymellaceae. The record is from RefSeq and is a predicted model, not a curated record.
AUGGAGUAUUCAACAAAGCAACAACGCCGGGCAGUCACGAAGAAGGACUUGCAAGACUUGCAGGCCUCACGCCCUCAGUUGUUGCCAAAGCAGCCGCCAACGAGAUCCGAACCGGCCAAUGGAUUUAGUGUGAAGUACUCCACGCUUGCGAACCAUGAGAUCAAGCUUAAGGUUAUCCUGGACAUUGCUGAGAAGUGUGAGAUAACUUUUUGGAAGGGCGAUAUAUUGUUCCUCAGGACCGGCUUCACGAAAGAAUGGGAUACCACUGUGACAGCCGAAGCCAAGAAAAGCUACGCAGAGAACCCAGCGGAGAUGCAACAUGCAGGCGUUGAGGCUACGCAGGAUGUACUGCGCUGGGUAUGGGAUGAGGGCUUCACGGCUGUGGCAGGCGACUCUGUCGCGUGGGAAGUGUUUCCUCCGAAGCCAGAGCCUGUGCUACACGAGUGCCUGUUGGCAGGCUGGGGCAUGCCGAUUGGCGAGAUGUUUGAUCUGGAGGGUUUGGCGGAGCUUGGUAGAGGAGAAUUGGUGGACGUUCUUCGUGACAUCCAGUCCAUUCAACAUGCCAGGGGGUCUAUCGAGUCCGCCAAAUUAUACGGCGUUGUUCUGAGGUUGUACCUCCUAAAACAAUCAGUGAAUAUCGAAAUGCUGCCCGGGUACACAAUCCAAGAACUGCUGUUCAUCUCGUUUGUUCUCGUUCUCGGUUCGAGCCGACAUCUGUGGCUUGUGGCUUUUCACGAUGCAUACCCGCCAGGAUCCGGCAAGCCUCAUCAGCCUUAUGAUCUCGCUUGCAGUUUUUCCGCUUUGCAGUCCUGA